CCCCGCACCGGAACCGGAAAUGUUGCGCGCAGAAGACGUGAAGGAGGAGUUCCUCGUCUGCAGCAUCUGCACACGCGAGUAUGACGAAGAGGAGCACGUGCCGCGAGUCCUGCCCUGCCUCCACACCUUCUGUCAACAGUGCCUGAAAAAACUUGUCAAAGGUCACCUGUUGGACUGUCCUCUGUGCAAGCAGAGUCAUGAGCUUCCCAAGGGUCGCAUAUCCUCCCUGGCCAAGGACACCACCCGCCGUAACCUCAUUGACUUCAUCAAGGUCCGAAAGAGAUCGUCGGAAAUUCUCUGCAAAGACUGCCCUGAGGACCAGACCGCGAGCGACUUCUGUAAGGACUGUUACAUUUUUAUGUGUGCUGAGUGCACACGAGCGCACAAGCGUAGCCUUGCCUCGAGAAAACACAGCGUGCUAACGAUUAAAGAGCUGCAGAACUCGGGACUCGACGUCUUUAGGAGGAAAAUCGUGUGCACUAAAGCCGGGCACGAAGGUCAGCAGCUGGCGUUCUACUGCACGAAACCCGGAUGUGAGACUUCAAUCUGUACCGCGUGCACCGUCUGCGACCAUGAGAGGUCCAAGGGUCAUCAGAUCAUCAACGUUCAGGACCUCUAUCUGCUGAAAAAAACCGAGCUGGAACAGUUUUUUAAAACAUGGGAUACAGACAUGUCUUCAGUCAAGUUUGUACUCCAGCAAACAGAACAGGAAUUGUUAAAUAUUGAUAUUAAAGAACUUGAAGUUGAAAAAGAUAUCGACGAUGCGUUUGAAAGAUGUCAAAAGAUAUUAGCUCAGCGGCAGCGGCAGUUGAAGGACCAGCUGGCGACUUUGUGCGAGCAGAAGAAAGGCCGGAUCCAGGCGUACGUCGAGACUCUCGAAGGGUACCUGGACAGCGCCGCCAGCGCCCGGGACUUCUCUAACCAUGUGAUCAACCACACCGACCCCACGGAGUUCGUACCGCUGCACUCUACUCUCAUGCAGCGCCUCAAGAAAAUGUCCGCUUUGAAGGUUGACCGACAAACAAUGCAUAUCGAGAGUCCAGUGUUCGACAACACACGACUGGAGGCCGAGUUUCAGGUGUUCUGUCGCUCCAUGGGGGACAUCUCUACGGUGAUGCAGAAGAAGCGGUUGUCCAUUUCACGAGGCCACACCCACAUUGGCCUCUCCUCCGCCUCAACCAACCGUCACCAUGACGAUGACAGGCGAUACGGGGAGAUCUUCUGCCCAUAUUUUACGUUCGACAAGGACACGGUUCACCAGUACCGCGAGAUCAGCGAGAACGAUCAGGUACUCCGCAACUACUCCACGAUACAGAAGCAGGGCGUGGUGCCGGGGGAGCGCCGCCUCAAGAAGUACCGCGGCGUCAUCGGAAACAGAGCGUUCCAUGCGCCGGGAAAGUUUUACUUUGAAGUUCAGAUGAAGUACAAUAUUGUUCGACCUCUAGACAAUAUAAACUUUGUGUUCGAGGUUGCUGUAAGUCGUCGCGGCGACAUUGACCAUAAUUAUUACGUGUACGAUCAGCCGAACGCCUGGUCAUUUUGCGGCCAGCACUGUGACGACCACAAACAGGUCUGUGUGUGGUGUCGUCAAAACGGAUACAAUCUUGCGCACUUGCCACUGUCAUUGAACACUUCAGGGACUGUACUAAAUCGGACUUUCGGAUUUCUGCUCGACACGGACCGACAUGCCUUCAGCGUGUUUGACGUCACACGAAACCGCGCACUGCACACUUUUACCGAAGUGGACUACAGUGCGGGUCUGUGGCCGGUGUUCGGGUGUCACUGGCCGAGCAAGGUGAAACUGGAAAUGGCGCUGCUCACCGGAAAGGACAUCAGCCAGCUGGGAGAGGUGGUCCAGCAGAACGGUGCGUGACCAGAGUGGUCCAGCAAAACACAACGUAACCAGAGUGGUCCAGCAAAACACAACGUUACCAGAGUGGUCCAGCAAAACACAACGUUACCAGAGUGGUCCAGCAAAACACAACGUUACCAGAGUGGUCCAGCAAAAUACAACGUUACCAGAGUGGUCCAGCAAAACACAACGUUACCAGAGUGGUCCAGCAAAAUACAACGUUACCAGAGUGGUCAAGCAAAAUACAACGUAACCAGAGUGGUCCAGCAAAAUACAACGUAACCAGAGUGGUCCAGCAAAAUACAACGUAACCAGAGUGGUCCAGCAAAAUACAACGUAACCAGAGUGGUCCAGCAAAAUACAACGUAACCAGAGUGGUCCAGCAAAAUACAACGUAACCAGAGUGGUCCAGCAAAAUACAACGUAACCAGAGUGGUCCAGCAAAAUACAACGUUACCAGAGUGGUCCAGCAAAACACAACGUUACCAGAGUGGUCCAGCAAAACACAACGUAACCAGAGUGGUCCAGCAAAAUACAACGUUACCAGAGCAGUCAAGCAAAUCACGUUACACCAUCGGUACAGCUAAAAGUAAAGUGACCAGAUAGUAGUAAUUUAUUACAUCUCGAUUUUGAUUUACAAAAAUAAUAUCAACAAAGAAUGUGCGUAAACAAAACAAAACAACAAAAAAGUAUGUGAAUAAGGUUAAAGCUUUUUAAAUCGCAACUUUGAAAUGAACACAACCCAUUCAAAUUUAUAAAGAAUGUGUCUUAACGAACAUGUCGAAAUGUGUGUACACUGUUUAUCAUCCUAUUUAUGUUAUAGAGAUAACUUGGACAAAACAACAAAAACAUGUCACGUUUUGACGUUCUGAAAGCAUAGAAAAUACAGGGAAAAUGGUAUUAUGAGAACUAGUUAAUAUAAAAUACAAGUGCAAUCACCGUCAUAUUAAAUGAAUAUGGUUAGAAUAUCAAAUACCUGUCACACUAACAAUAUAAUUUCAUGAUGGAAAUUCCAUGUACACAACUUUUGUUUUUUGACACCAUAUACAAAUUCAAAAUAUACAAUAAUAUAAUUUAUGAAAAUACAUAAUAAACA
Molecule: messenger RNA, 2948 nt
Organism: Dreissena polymorpha
Lineage: Eukaryota; Metazoa; Mollusca; Bivalvia; Myida; Dreissenidae
Product: E3 ubiquitin-protein ligase TRIM56-like
Exons: 6
Coding region: 20-1873 (617 amino acids)
Molecular function (GO): zinc ion binding
Source: RefSeq, a predicted model, not a curated record